AUGUCAUCAAAAGUUGCUGCGCCGAAGUCCUCAGAUCCCAAGGACGACAAACCUACACAAAAGCCAAACGUCUCCUUGGAAGAGGAUGACGAAUUUGAGGAUUUCCCUGUCGAAGAUUGGGAGGAUGCAGAGGCCGAUGUGCCUGGUGGAAAGGGAAACCUUUGGGAGGAGAGCUGGGAUGAUGACGAUACUAGCGAAGACUUCUCUGCGCAGCUCAGAGAGGAGCUCAAAAAGACUGGAGCGAACAAGUCAUAG
Messenger RNA from Morchella importuna, 255 nucleotides. RefSeq lists its product as uncharacterized. Gene Ontology annotation, biological process: mRNA export from nucleus; double-strand break repair via homologous recombination; proteasome assembly. Gene Ontology annotation, cellular component: proteasome regulatory particle, lid subcomplex; proteasome complex. NCBI's taxonomy places the organism in Eukaryota, Fungi, Ascomycota, Pezizomycetes, Pezizales, Morchellaceae. The record is from RefSeq and is a predicted model, not a curated record. The transcript is spliced from 3 exons. Bases 1 to 255 code for a protein of 84 amino acids.